Molecule: messenger RNA, 1038 nt
Organism: Aureobasidium vineae
Lineage: Eukaryota; Fungi; Ascomycota; Dothideomycetes; Dothideales; Saccotheciaceae
Source: the annotation of a GenBank genome assembly
AUGAGAGAAACUCAAACGUCCUUCGUGUGGUUUGCUCUACUGGGAUUUGCAAGAUCAGUCGUUUCAGAGAAGGCUGAUUGCGGAGAUGGGCUCGAGUUGAAUGCGCUACAAGGUGUUGAGUCCACCUUCAGCAUCCCGGUUAAGAAACCUUGUUCAGCUGCCCUGAUCACAUUCAGCGAUGGUACAGAUUCGAUGCUAGACCCUCGAACCAAUACUUCGUGCCAUAAUCCGACUUCGGAAGCUCAAACAUUCGCUACUGUCAUUGGCUCGGACGCCCCAGAGGGUAUCGCAACGCUCACCUUUCAAUGCAGUGAGCAGGUCUACUGCAUGUCAAUCAAUGUAGCGGAAGGGAAUGGUUCGGACUCACAAACGUCCAUCCGCAGCGUUUGUGCAAAUUUGACGAAUCCAAGUCACGAGUCUUCGGGCGCGGCUACUGGCGCAACCCAGGUGCCUAAAGUCAGCGAUGAACCGGCCCAUCAGGGAAGCACCCUAACUUCACAGAGCGAUUUAAGCAUCACAACAACCUCGCCAAGUGGUUCGAACGGUCUUGGUACCUCACUUGGAGCAGGUGUGCUGGGUAAUGCGACCUAUGCUACCGGUCUCGACAGCAUUGGUCUUAGCCAAUCAGCUUCCCAGACUCUCUUUGGUAUGUCCGCCGGAACAACGCCCACCACAAGCUCAACAUGGGCCGCAUCUCCAUCAAGGACUUCGAACGUGUCCAUCUUCCAGACAACCAUGGUAUCACUGUAUAGGACUGAUACCAUCAUGCCUGCAACAACAACAGCGCCUCCAGAUGACGCUGAUGCCAUCACGUCCAAGUCCGCUACUACACUGAACGAUGACAACUCAACUGAAAAGGGUACAGACAUCCAGCUGCCAUAUGGAAACCAAUCUCGCGAAUCAAAAUCCUCGUCAGACCCUACAGUACAGCCCAUUACAGCGUAUCCUCUCCAGAACGACACUAGAACAACUUCCUCUACUCAGGCAGCAAGUCAAGAUCCUUCAACAUGCGCUUGUUACCCACUCCCCACUUUCUGA